Molecule: messenger RNA, 1995 nt
Organism: Penicillium taxi
Lineage: Eukaryota; Fungi; Ascomycota; Eurotiomycetes; Eurotiales; Aspergillaceae
Exons: 5
Coding region: 1-1995 (664 amino acids)
Molecular function (GO): FAD binding
Source: RefSeq, a predicted model, not a curated record
AUGCCCGUGGAUGAAGAGCAUAUGCUGGUCUCAUCAGCAUCACAAGCUGCCCGCUUACGCUUACCCCCUCUACCCAAUUAUACGCCGGACUUGAUCGCCUCAAGGCGAGCAGACAAAGGUCAAAAAGAGAAAUUUGAGGUCGUUGUGGUAGGAGCCGGUCCCGCAGGUAUCUUACUUUCCUCUCUCCUAGCCCGGUAUGGGCUAAGGGAUGAGCAUUCGUUGCUAUGUAUCGACCAGAAGAGCGGUAUUCCUGGUUCGGGACACGCAGAUGCGCUGCAGCCGCGGACACUGGAGGUGCUGAAAUCUAUGGGUCUAGCGGAUGAGGUUAUCAAUGAGGGAUUCCAGUGCUGGGAACGCAGUGGGUGGGAUCCCUCGCCCAGGAACGCGGAAAAGAUCAAACAGAGCUAUGUUAAACCAGUAUUGGAUUUCACCGCUGGGUACCGGUACCCGUUUGUGCUUUUGAUGCAUCAGGGGAGAAUGGAGCAGAUGCUUGAGGCGGACUUAUUGCGAUAUUCGAAACGCGGGGUUCAGAAAGAGACAAAGUUAAUUGACAUGGGAAUUGACGAGCUCGGCGAUCAGGAAUACCCUGUCAGAUGUGUUAUUGAGACAGCAGACGAUGGGCAGCGCGGAACUCAGAGUCGAACUGUGCGGAGCAAGUACAUUGUCGGCGCAGACGGUGCACACUCCACCGUGCGACGAUGUAUGCAGAUUGAUUUGGUCGGGGACUCGCUGGGGUACAUGUGGGGUGUCGUCGAUCUUAUCCUGGAUACGGACUUUCCUGACAUCCGCAGAUUCUCUUCAGUGCACUCGGCAGGGAGCUCGAUUCUUGUUAUACCGCGGGAGCAGAUACCUGCAACAGGGGAGUAUUUGAACCGACUUUAUAUCCAGAUCCCUGGGGAGGUGGCCUUGGAAAUGAGUGAGAAGGAAGCCAGGGCAAAGCGCAGUGAAAUCACAUUGGAAAGCUUACUUGAGACUGCUGGCCGGGUGUUCAGGCCGUUUAGUAUAAAGCAGAAACAGGGCACCGCGGUAGAGUGGUGGGCUAUUUAUCACAUCGGGCAGAGGAUGACCAAGGAUUUUAUCGUGAGGGAUUCAACUGGCCUCCCUCGCGUGUUUCUGGUGGGAGAUGCUUGUCAUACGCACAGCCCCAAGGCCGGACAGGGCAUGAACGUUUCUAUGAUGGACUCGUAUAACCUGGCUUGGAAGCUCGCAUACUCCAUCCACGGUUUAACACCGACGCCUCUUCUAGAGACGUACGAAACCGAGCGGCGGGCAGUCGCGCGGCAGCUUCUCGAUGCUGACCAGGUUUUCAGCACGGCAAUUUCGCAGCCAAUUGCAAGCACGCAGAAAUCUGGCGAUGCUCAGGGGCCGCUCUCCAAGCAACUGGAUGGAUUACUCAGCGCUCUAGCGGGAUUUAUCAGCGGAUGUGGCAUUCAGUACCCGGAGAAUGCGCUUGUCGAGCCCCCUGCUACCCCUGCUAUCCAUGGCACCGAUACUGGUCAUCUAUGCGGCAUUCUUCACCCAGGAACCAGAGUUGCAAACGUGAAGCUGAAGAGAUACGUCGAUGGGGCGCCGCGGGAUCUUCAAGAUAGCUUCCCCAGCACCGGCCGCUUCCGUAUCUUAGUCCUAACAUCGACCGACUUCCUGGCCCCCCUCGGCAUUUCAUCCAGCACCCUGAAUACAAUCGGAAAAUCACUUAUUCCCACUUUUCUGCCUUCGCUUAUAGAGCUGGUAAUCCUCUAUCCAGGCCUCUGCGUCCGGCAAAAUUUCCGCUGGGAAGAUCUUCCGAGAACUGUGAAGGUGUACUCAGAGAUGCGAUUGUUCGACGGCUCCGGCUCGGAUUUGGCUCAGGGUGAAGAUGCGUACACUCGCUACGGUGUCGCUCCAGGCAGGGGGGCUAUGGCGGUGGUGCGACCUGAUGGGUAUGUUGGGAUCGUGGCAGAAUUGGGGGAUGUAGCGAGAGUAGAGACCUACCUGGCGCGGUUUGUGAAAAGGUAG